Messenger RNA from Trypanosoma conorhini, 1896 nucleotides. RefSeq lists its product as uncharacterized. Gene Ontology annotation, cellular component: nucleus. Bases 1 to 1896 code for a protein of 631 amino acids. The record is from RefSeq and is a predicted model, not a curated record. Lineage: Eukaryota; Euglenozoa; Kinetoplastea; Trypanosomatida; Trypanosomatidae. Gene Ontology annotation, molecular function: protein binding. The transcript has a single exon.
AUGCCUCGCUUCUGCCUGCGCUGCACGCGAAGGGGGCCGCUUUGCCGGUUGGCCGCAGACGCCGCGGGGGCGGGGGCCGCGGCCGCCGUGACGUCGCGUCGGUAUCGAGGCUCACACGAGCGCGAGGACGUCGACGGCACCGGCACCGGCAACGUCGCGAAGGGGGAAGCCGCGGAAGGUCCCACGCAGCGGCUGCAGGCUGCCGCGGCGAGGGCGGUGCGGUACCCGCAGGUGCGUGUGGCACUUCGCCCGUCCGCGGUGGAAGAGGCGGAGCCCGGCCUCGAAAAGGCGCCGCAGCGGCAGGGGACGGUGGCGGCGGAGGAGGAUGAGCUGCAGGCGUUCCUGCGCGAGAAGCGGUGUGAGGUGGAGGGGGCCCACUUGGAGCGCAACGCCGCCAUCCCGUACCCCACGCACCCCGACGACGUGGUGCCGGAGUUCCGCCGCAUUAAGCGGCAUCAGGCGAUUGUGGUGGUCGCCACGGACCCUGACUACCCCGUCUUUGCGCGGCAGGAUCAGUUUGUGCAGCUGCCGCCGCCCGAAAGUCACCCGUGGGUAAAGAACACGCCCAUCGGGCCGUUUGUCGUGCACGGUGACGGGCAGCUCGGUGUCGUGGGCAGCGGCGAGGUUGGCUUUGACGACGGGCAUGCGGCGGCGGCGCUGCCACGCAGCUUUCGUGGACUGCAGCACCGCUCCGUCCUCCAGCAACGCCUCCCGGAGAAGAACGGCAAGGUGAUUCAGGACGCCGUCGUGAAGAACAGCUUCACUCUCACCGGUCGGGGGGUUUUCGCGACGAGGGACAUUGCGGCAGGGGAGACUCUCAUGGUUGUGCGCGACACGGCCAGCAACCUUGGGGUGAAGGGCGAGGUGGAGCGGCUGGUUGAGAUGUGCAGUGAGGUGCUGCUCACCGCCUACGAGGGGGGUCCGGCAGAGCUGAGUUAUUUGCACGACUGGGUUUUCACCGGCCAGCCCUCGUCGUUGCUGGAGUUUUGGCCGGCGUCCGCCACGGAGCGGGUGCUGGAGCGCAUCGGCGGCGUCGAGGUCUUGCACGCGCUGGAGUUGCACAACAUUCACGUUGCCCGCCUCGCCGCCAUUAUCGACAUGAACAGCUUCCUCGUGGAGUCCUCCUACGCGGUGCGGAAGGGCAUGGCGUACUUCCCCGAGGCGGGAUUCCUCAACCACAGCUGCGCCCCGAAUGCGACCUACGACGUGCUGCCGGAGCACACCUUCCGAGAGUCGGAGUACUACCUGGACGAGGUCGCCGCCGGCGCACCGCCUCCAGUCCCGCAGGAUGCCGCCAUUGCAAACCGGAGCCACGCGGCGGAUGCGACCAUGGCAGGCGCGGCAGACGCAGCCACGGCCCGCGAGUUGACAACGGCGACGGCGGUGCAAUACCUGUUUUGCUGCCGCGCCACCGCCAACAUCCCCGCUGGGGCGGAAAUCCUGAUCAGCUACGUCCCGCCCGAGUGGUCCUUUGACAAUCGUCAGUACGUGUUGCACGAUCGCUACCGCUUCUGGUGCAAGUGCUCAAAGUGUGCCCCCACGCUGGACGCCACGUAUGCCCGGGUGCCAAGGUUCAUUGUUUUGAUGUUAUUUUUUAGUAUUUUGCUGCAGCUGCUCGUGCUGCAUCAGCGCGACGUGGAACAGGCGGCCGCGCGUGAAGCUUCGGCGACGGAGGAAUCCUUUGCCCUACACGGAGAAGAGGCUGACGACGGCGAAGCUGAUGGUGAUGGUCAAGCCGCGGGGGUGCGGCGACGGCGCCAGCGCCCGCCACGACCCCGCCCACGUGGGUUAUUUGAGCUGCUUGAGGAGGAUAGGCUGCAGGAUCUGUACGCCCUUGACAGAGGCCGCAUACCUGCGCCGCUUGCCAACGAUCCGUGGGCGCGGCCACCGCGGUAG